Molecule: messenger RNA, 1007 nt
Organism: Blastomyces gilchristii SLH14081
Lineage: Eukaryota; Fungi; Ascomycota; Eurotiomycetes; Onygenales; Ajellomycetaceae
Exons: 1
Coding region: 535-825 (96 amino acids)
Source: RefSeq, a predicted model, not a curated record
UUUGGAGUCAGCAGCUGACAGAAAGGGUUGAUUUUAUCCUAAGUGAUUGUACAGUCAGACGGACUUUGAUAUAUCUGAUGACAGUAAAAUUUUCUUGUUGAAUGGAGGGGCAAGACAUUCAGAACCGUAAAAAAGCAGAUCUUGCUGCGGGGCAAUACUUUGGAUCCUCUUGGUUUCCUGAUGACAACAUGCAUGUGACCUUGCUCAGGCAGCAAUGCAUGAAAGUCUGCGUGCGAUGCUUGGGCCAGUCGGACGCAGUGUGGUUCCUACAGAAAUUUUCAAUAUCGACCCAUUUUUGAGAAAUCCAAACUUGGCACUGGAUGAAGGUUUCUCCACCACUAUCAAAAGGACUAUCGGCGUAGCCCAGGGUUUCGCAAUGCUUCAUGAUUGUACAAACCCCUAGAGGUUACAAUGAAAGACAGGUGAGGGUAAAGUACGCCACUCCAUGUAUAAGGAGCACAUGCCCGCUUCUUAAUUCCCUGAUAAUAAAAAACCUCGAGAGCAACCCUUCCGUUUGAUAGCUUGCUCCCAUGAAUGGCCUCCUUUCACAAUACUGCAGCAAACUGCUCCUUCAUCCUGUCUGCCUUCUUCAGUUUAUUCAUUCUGCCCUCUAUGAUGACUGGAUACCCCAGUUCUCACCAACACGCUCUCUCCAGACCAGUCAAAUUGAGUGUGAACACAUAUCAGUGGUCGGAGCCGGUGCAGCAUACCCCAUCCCUAGAUGAUUGUGAAGCAGCUGAGAAGCGCCAGUCUGUCUGGUCCGCAUUCUGGCUUGAAGAAGGCCCCAAAGCCCAUGUCUUGCCACACUGCUCCUUUGCAAAGUGAUUUCUACAGCGGCUUUCAGCCCUCAAACAAAAGUUCCUAUCAUGUGUGCAGAGCAUGUGAGCAGCAAUCAACUCAGCCUGCUGAAGGAUUCAUGUCAGCUUUGACUGAAUGCGCAGGCUCUAGUCACUGUCUUCAUAUAAUAUGUACUCAUGAAUUUUCUGUGGUUCAAUCCAUGAACUCCC